AUCGCCCGGGCCCACCGUCCGCCCUAUAUAGUCCGCACCUCGCGCUCACCUCUUUUCCCUCGUCGCCUUCUCCUCCCGCAGGCCAACCAUGUCUUCGCCUCUCCGUGCGCUCUCCCCGGGCUCCUCGCUCUCCUCGUACGACUAUUUCUCGUCGCAUUCCCGCCGUGCUUCGCGGAGUGCGUCCUCCGACGAGUCCUACGGCACCGUCUCCGACGAUGCCUCUUCCGACGACGAAAUCGUACUCUCCUUCUCCGACAUCUCCGCCCUCGAUGUGCUCUCGCAGCGCGGAGACGAUCCGCGGAGCCCCGCGGUGUUUUCGGACGAUGAGUUCGUGAUUAUGAGCCGGCCCCGUACCCCGCGCGAGGACGAUCUCACAACCACCUUCUCCGCUCUCUCUGUCGGUCCCUCGAGUGCAUCGAGCAGCUCCUCGUCCUCAAAGUCCUCGCGGAGGCGCGUCAAGAAGAAGAAGCGGGCGGCGGCGGCAGCAGCAGCAGCAGCAGCAGCAGCAGCAGCAGCAGCAGCAGCAGCAGCAGCAGCCCCUAACAACGGCGUUCCCGCGCCGAGCGCGAGCCCAGUGAAGGCCUCCAAGGAGUCACCGAAAUCACAGAGCCCGUCGAAGGCGAAGAGAAAGGCGAAGCGGGCGUCCGCGCGCGCGAGCAGUUUGCAGAGUUUCGCGGCUCUUGCGGGGCUCGGGGACCGGCCCAUCGUGGACGACGUAUCGGAGGCAGGGACCGAGUAUCCCGCGGUCUACGUGCCGCCCGCGGUGUAUGAGAGCGCACAGACCUAUGUCUCAUCGGUGCUCUCUGCGGACCCGUCGAUGAAGGCAGACAUUCCGAAGCUCGCAUUCCUGCAGGCGCUGAUCAUCGAGCUCGGCCUGUACCCCGCCGUCCCCGAGCAAACAACCGUUGAAGCCGCGCCGGUGGCCCCAUCGUUCUUUUCGCUCCCGUCGCUCCCCAGCUCGAUGCGCGCCGCCAAGGCGCUGUUGAAGUCGCAAGUGUUCCUCAACGUGCGCGACUAUCUCGCGGUGCGCUCGCAGGGCGUCGAGGCGCUCCGAAGCGUUAUGCAUCCGAGCCGCUCUGCGCUCCUGCGCGACAUCCGCGGCGGGCGCAAGGCCCCCGUCAAGUCCGUGAAGGAGAGCGGACUGGGCGUCCUCCUCGUAACGUGCUACCGGUGAUUGACGACCACCCUCCGCGUCCACCGCGCUACGCAUGCCGCUUCCAACGCCCACCUUGCACACCGCCCAAGACCCAAGACAUGUCCAUAGAGUUCACACCUCCAGGGCCGUCUACCAACGCCUCGUAAUCCCUUCAUUCCUUCCCUUGCAUCUAUGUCCACGACCCUCAUUGCAUCAGUUUCUUGUCACUGCUCACGUUUGGUGGGCGCGCAGCCCGCAACCGCCCAUGUACCAUAUUGUAAAUCCCCUGCACGUACCCGUUUCCUGCUUCGUGUACGUAUCUGCUAGCCUGUGUAUCUCUUCUGCUUUCGUCCCCCACCCCUUGCACCGGUUAUCCGGAUACGAC
Molecule: messenger RNA, 1520 nt
Organism: Trametes versicolor FP-101664 SS1
Lineage: Eukaryota; Fungi; Basidiomycota; Agaricomycetes; Polyporales; Polyporaceae
Exons: 2
Coding region: 89-1174 (361 amino acids)
Source: RefSeq, a predicted model, not a curated record